GAUACACGCGCAGUGUUGUUUGCCUCAUACUAUGGAAAUGUUACCGAAGUUGCUCGUUUUCAACGGGCAUCGAAGAAACUUGUAACACCAAGAUGCAAACGUCACGAAAUCAUUCGAACAAGAUAUCAGACGACAAAUGUGAGAUCGUGGAGAUCUGAAGAAGUUGCAAAACGGAGCUAUCACUGCGAGAAAGGGUUCGAGGGUUCUCGUAUCAGCCACUUACCGUCCCUUUCAUUGAUUUCUAAGACAUGAACACCGCGCGCAAAAACUCGGAGGUGUAACGUGAUUAUCUAACAAACUGAAAGACUAAUAUAAAAAGUGUACGUGUUUUAAUUGUAAAUUAAGAAGAUCAGAUUAACAGGAAUUUUCCUGCUGUGUAAGACAUUUUCGGUGGAUUGCCGGCUCGAGGUAGCUAUUAGUGGCUGGGGCAAUGCUACGUUAGUCGAAUACCACGAGAUUUUAAUUGAGUUAUGGUCAGUCGAAUUCUGUCGUGCAAGUGAUCCACUUCCCGACUGAAUGAAACUCUACUCGGGCACUGGUGUCGUUUUAACGAUCGUUUGCUAUCAAACCGAUCCUAGGACGCAUCCUGCUACAAAGUGAUAAGAAUAUGACGAGGAAUCGUACGUUUCACGCGUGAUGUUACGGUGUACGCGGUAAACAGCUGUUGUCAGAGUUUCUCCGGAGAACAUCGACAGCAGCUUCCUAAUUGAAAUUGCACGUCUAUCAUCGACGAUCGAACAAUUCGUUUGAUCCCAAGCGAAAUUGAUAAGCGGACGAUCGACAACCGAUGUUUCUGGUCCAAUGUGUUAAUCGUCGUUGAACGACACGCUCAGCAAAUCAAGUGAUGGAAAAACUAACUGUUAAAACGAACGUGCGGAAGGUGUUACGUUUCGCGGAAAUCUUCUAUUAACCAGAUGGUUUGUGGCAGUGCGAGGAGUCCCUCGUCGGAGGAGGAAAGCCAGUGGCUCGUUGGUAGCGGGGGUGGUCCCGCAUCUUCCAGCGGUGGUGCGGUAUCCGCAACUGGAGAACGCUCACUGACCAUUAGAGGAGGAUUAUACACCGAAGAAAUGACAACUCAACCGACGAACGCGAACGCGGCAGGUGCAAACGCGGCCUCAGCCGAUUCCGCUGAGCACGAUCUCAUUGACUCGACCGCCGAUGCGACACUUUUAGCACAAUUUCACGAGGAGGCUAUCAGUCAGGCUGGUGUUGGUUAUUUUCAAGUAUUGGCUGCUCUUUGCACUGGCUUGAGUCUUGCAGCAGAUACUGUUGAAUUUUUUGUUGUACCAUACAUUUUGCCAAGUGCAGAGGUUGAACUGUGCAUCGAGGACAAUGAAAAAGGAUGGCUCAGCAAUAUUACUUUAAUGGGUCUUGCAUUAGGAGGAUUGUUUUGGGGUGGCUUAGGAGACAGGAUUGGUAGACGCAGAUCUUUAUUGUCUGCAAUGUCUGUUCAUGCUUUAUUUAGUGGUGUAGCUACUUUCAUGCCAACAUAUGGAACAUUCAUGUGUGCUAGAUUUUGUUCUGCAAUUGGAGUAGGAGGAUCUUUACCAUUAGCAUUUGCAUAUCUCGCAGAAUGUUGUCCAAGAUUAAGCAGGAGCAGAUGGAUUGGUUUGUUAGUAGCAGCAGGAGCACUGGGAGGCGUAUAUGCAGCUCUUCUAGCGUGGGUGGUGGUUCCUACAACUGGAGAGAUGGUGGUCCUUGAAAACAAAGAACAUUUCAGUGCUUGGCACCGCUUCCUUUUACUUUGUUGGUUACCUGCAUUAUGCUCCACUGUUGGACUCAUUUUUCUACCAGAAAGUCCAAGAUAUUUGGUAGAGGCAGGCAGAGAUGUAGAAGCAAUGAUGGUUUAUCAGAAAAUAUACAAAAAGAAUAAUUCACGGAAAGGUGCAACAGGUGCACAAUAUCAACUUUCUGAAUUAGAGCUUCCAACCAAAAGGCCUCGUGGUUUGGCACCUCCAUCUCCUACUAAUCAUACUAGUGUUUUGGCUGACAUUAUUUAUUCUAUUGAAAUGUUUUGGAAUUCCUUCUUGGAAUUAUUUAUAUCGCCUCAUUUGCGCGUCACGGUCGUGCUUAUAAUUAUUUGGUCAACUGUAUCAUUUGGAUUAUAUGGCCUUAUGGUGUGGUGUCCUGAAUAUCUCAAACUUUUACGUGCUACGGAAUAUAAAACUCAUACUAAAUUGAUUUCUGGAGAAGAAUACAACGGGCAAACAUUCAACGGUUCUUUGGAAAAUUGUCAAUAUAAAGAUUCGAUAUUUUUAAACUGCAAAUUCACUAAAAUGGUAUUCAGUCACGUAGAUUUCGAUAAUUGUACUUUUCGAUCUGUAGAAUUCAGUAACAUAAAGUCUAGUAAAACUCAUUUUACAGAUAGUGUUAUUAUGCAUUCGAAAUUUGUAGAUACAGAUCUAUCCGCACAAGUCUUCACGAGAUGUAAGUUGCAAAAUAAUACAGAGUUAAGUUUAAGUGGACCGUGUCCGACUCUCGAUUUGGAUUAUAAUAUUUACAUAGAAGAAGCAUUACAUGGUCAUCUUGUUGCUCAAUUGGCAUUUGUGCCUGCUGCUGCUUUAGCAGGAUUAGCACUCGCCGUGCUGCAACGGCCAAAAGUGAUUGGUAUUUCUUUGUUUUUCUCGUCAAUAACUGCUCUGUGUUUAAUUCUGGUCGACACAAAUAGUUCUGCUGUACUUGGCUUCGAAGGUGGUUUUAUAGCAGUUUUUGCUAUUGCUUGGACGUCUCUUACCUUGGUUACAGUUGAGAGCUUCCCUACUCAUUUAAGGUGUACUGGUUUCGGUUUUGUAGCAGGCGUUAUAAGGUUAUGUGGUUUAAUAGGAACUACAACUUACAAAACCUUAGUUGGCGCACCUCUAGUUGCGCCUGCACUGUUAACUGCAUUACCCUUGUUAGUAGCUAGUGUUGCAACAUUCAAAUUGCCUCAUACACAUACAGUUUUCUUGUAAGAAUCGCAAGUAAGUGGUAAAAAAUGCAAAUGUCAUGCAAAAGACAUUUUUAAUUUAUAUUUUAAUGAGUCACUUGUGGAUUGACCUAAUAUUUUUAUUCAAUAUUCUCAGACGAUAUGAAAGAUCUCAUGUUACGUUAUGAAAUCUGAAACUUCGGUUUCAACUAGAAAUGUUUAAACGAAAAUUAUGUAAAGUGAAGUGUUUUAGACAAGUGCAAAUUUUAAAAUUUGCAAAUUUAACAACCAAUAUUCUUCUUUUGAAGUGUGACUUCGUACAAAGUGACAUAUCCUAAACUAGUAAAUAGAACGAUAAAUCGUGGUUUACAUAAAAAUUUGAUUAUUUAAAGCGCACAGAGGUUACAGAGAAGCCGUCUCGUACGCUAGGAUAUGGACUUUCUACAAGAUUUUAAUAAACGUGUUUUAAACGCUGACGAAGGCCAUUGUUAUAACAGAAAGAUCUUAGGAAAAAAAAAGAAAAGACAAAGGACGUGUGAAGAAUUAAUAUUUGACUCAUAUUACACGAAACCUCAUGUAAUACUUGUACUCCGAAAUUUCACUCCAUCUAACUUCAAGCCAUUAUAAAACUUAAAAAAAAAAAUCAUAAAAUACGCAAAUGUUUAUAAAGCUAUUUUAAUAGGGCAAUAGCCACGAAAUGUGUCAAUUUUGAUGGAUGUUAAGAUUAAAAGUUGUCAUCCACACUGAUGCGUCAACAUAUAACUAGAAAAUUGAACACUAAAAAAUUUUGCUUAUUAAAAUUGCAUAUGAAUAUUCAGGAUAGAAAAAUAUGGAAUGUUAUUGUUCAUAGUGCAUAGACUUUUCUUUUGUUUAUAGUUAGACUAGAGAGAUUAUGCAUGAUUCCAAAAUUACUACAUUCUAAGUAAUUCGAUUGAGAAAGUUUGCCAAGGACAGUAUCAUGGAAAUUUUUAUAUUUACGAUUGCUACAUACGCUUUUGCCAUUUGAGAAAUUAAAUAUAUAUGUAUACAUAUACAUAUAUAUCUUAAGGAGAUAGAUAAGAAACCUCGAAUCGAGUAAUAAUAAACUCUUUCUACAGUGAAAGGAAGGUAAUUGAGCAAGCAAAGACAUUAUUCGGUACUUUUGCUUUUUAACGAUCAACUAGCUUACAUUCACUUUAGACGCUAGACUCGGCUAAGAGGCAUUAUCCAUGUAACUCAUGUAAAUGCUGCCGUUCGAAUCUUAAAUUCUCUCAAACUGAAGACUUGGAACUCGAGAGAUAGAAGCUUAGCUUCAUUUAUUAUAAAUUCGAGAGAUUAUCGCCUCUAGUCAACUUUUAAUCAACUUUAAGCUUACAAAAUACGAAUGAACUAUAAAGAAAGGAAAUACGUCGAACUUUCUAACACUUGUAAACGAUGUAGAUCACAUUAUUUUCUACAAAAUAAUGAAUGUAAACUUAAUUACCAUCAUAAUUGUAAAGAUUACUAAUUGCAUUUUGGAAAUACUUGGCUAGAAUUUUAUUGUCAUCGCGGGAAAGAGGCCGUGACGACAUGCCAAAGUUGAAAAAUACAUUGGUUCCUCAGAACGGAUGACUAUUUUUAGGCAAUAAGAACGUAAAGUAAGUUUUACGAUAUGAUUAUCGACAUAUCUCAGUCUUAUUGAAACUUAAAAUACAUUACUAAGUAUUUAAGGAAGUUUAUUAGUGAGAUAAAGACAAAACUGCUGUUGGCAAACUUAAUCACAUAAAAAUCUACGUCCCAUCAUGGUUAGUGAAUUUUUCAUAUCAAAUUGUUGGUAUGUAAUUUAAAAAUACAAAAAAAGAAAAAAAUGAUGUUAAUGUUAUGAAUCAAGCGUUACGAUUAGCGCCAUUUAACAAGAAGUAGAAACGUGCGCGUGUUGAAAUUUUAUUGUUCGCACAAGUUUUCGUAUAAUAACCCUAUUUUUUAUCACGAGGCAACCACGUGAUGAUUUUAGUGUCUAAAAGAACUGCUGCUCGUUCCUACUUCCGCAAACUGUAUUUGUAAAUUUGACAAUGAUGUAAGCCUGUGCUGGCAUUGCAAGACAAGAAUAAUUACAAGAAUAAAUUAAUUUUCUUGUUUUGCUUGACAUGAUAGACUUGUACUCGCAGAAUUAAAUUUUUGUAACUUCUUUGAUUUUGGGACCAUAUAACAUCAUAGUUAAUAGAUUAUCAUAAAAGGUCUCCAACGAAGUUUUUAUUAAAAAAAAAAAAGCAAAUUGUCAGCACACGGAUUUCCACGUGAUUAAAUUGUACUACUAUACUAUCAAAUUCAUCGUCGCCCGUAGAUAAUAUAUUUUAAUCGACAUAUCACUUAUGAACGAGCACUUUAGAUUCGUAGGCUUUAAUUAGACUAUCGACUAAACGUAUGUAGAAUUAUGUACCAGGAAACGAUGAAUCAAAUCGGUAAAAUAGCGGUAUACAAGAAAACUACUAAAUAGUCACUAAAAGUUGAGGAUCUUUUGUUUAGCGAAUAUAAUUAAUUAUCAGUAUACGGAUUGAUUAUCAGCGGAUCGAACAAUGUAAUUAUGUUAGAUUAUAUUUUAACAUGAAAAAUACUCGUGAAAAUUACUCGAGUGAUAUUUAGUGCAAUGUUAUAUUGUUAAGUAUAAUUAUUUUAUUUUUAUCCUGAAGAACAAUUGCACGAAUAUAGACGAAUGUUUUCGUUUUGUUAUAUUGUGCACUGGUUUCAUGAAAAAAUAAUUAGUCAGAUAUUCAACUCUUGAAAUAUUGGAUUAUAUUAUGCAGAAAGAAUAUCAUGUCAUUGAUACAUAAUAAUGUUAUGUAUUCAGUAAUAUAUUUUAAACUAGAUAUUUAUCUCUUUGUUUUAUUUUAUAUGGACUGAAAAUAAGGAUCAGUUGAUAAUCACCGUAGCUUUUGCUUGUUUUUAUAACAGAGACUGUUUUUUUUUAAAUUUUUAAAUAUGUAAUAUUUAAUUAAUUAGAAAGACACGAGUAUGUCGUCCAGUGAUAGAAAGAACUUAAUUCUGGUUGCGCUUUCUACCAAGUAAUUUCUAUGAUAAUUUAAUAUCGUAAGCACUUGAUUAGUAAUUGCAAUUUUUAUUUUCACUUUUUAAAACUAAAAUGUUCUAAAUUACAAUAUUUAUGUAUAGCGUUUUCAAUGCAUGUAUGUUUGUUUUGAAUAACUUAUUAAUGUUUUCAUAAUUGGUUUGUUAGUCACAUGUGAAAAGUUUCGGUCAUUUCUGUGAAUGAAAGAUAAUAUUCAUCAAACUAUGCAACCAGUACUUAAAAAAAAGUAAACUACAAUACUAUUUGCUAAUACAUUGAAUCAUUAAGGAAUAUUAAUUUGAAAAAAGUAGCAAGAGUAUUACGCGUGUAGAACAUUCGUUCGAACACUCACGUAGAACAUUCAGUCGAUUUAUUAGAGACUGUUAAUUAUAAGAUAGACUCGGAAUAAUGAAGUAACUUCUCCCUUAAACAUUCGAACAAUUGCAUUAAAAAUUUAUUCGUUUUCGAUACUACAUUACAAUAACAGAAGUAAUGUUUUCUUUUCUUCGUACGAAAAAAUUUAGUACUUUAACUUUUUUGUAUACGAAAAAACUUCGACGUUUUAAAAAUCGAAAAGACCAUUUGCAUGAUUUUCUAAACAAUUUCUGAGAGCUUCGUUUUUUCGAAAGGUGACAAUGGCUGCGAUUUUUUAAAUAGCUUUUUUUUGAGGGACCCAAAGGAGCAGAAUGUAAAAGAAUAGGAUAACUCGGAUGCUUCGUAUAAGAUACGUAUGCGGAUGAUGAAUUGGUUAAUUGGUAUUACAGCAAUAUAUGUAUACGUAAAAAAAAAAAACAAUUGUUGAAACAGUCGCAAUUAUAGCUUUAAGUACAUAUAUAUUUAUCUUGCAAUACUUUUAGAACACUCAUUUUACGAUGGAAAUUUGUAUAUAAUUUGUAAGGAAAAAUCUACAUGCUCUUGCAAAUUUUAUGGCAAUAUGUAGUAAAUUGUAAUAUUAACUGUCAUAAUAAUUAUCAUUGUUAUCAAUGUCAUGUAUGGCUCAGUCGAUUCAAUUAUUGAAUUCAAUCUCUCAAAUCGACACAACUUGUAUAUCAUAAAAAAAAAAGACAUGAAGUUUUAAGAGAACUUCAAUAUUCUUUUUUAGAAUCAUUUAUAAUAGAAUCGUUUAAGAUUGUUUAAAGUAAAAUAAUAACGCAUAAAUGAAGUAUUUGUCGAAUCAUUACGAGCAGUCGCAAUUCGAAAGCCGAAUUGAAUACUAUAUAUAUAUAUAUAUUGUAUGUACUAUAUAUAUAUAUAUAUAUAUAUAUAUAUAUAUAUAUAUGUACCAUGUAUGUCCUUUAUUCCAGUGUAAUUCUACUACAAUUGAUCGCAACAUUCAAAAGUAGCAGGGACAUUCAAAUUCGUGAUAUACUGUAUUCGCUCAGCUUUUUAAGUUAGUAAAAAAUAUAUUUGAAGCG
Frieseomelitta varia is the source of this 7342-nucleotide messenger RNA. RefSeq names its product synaptic vesicle glycoprotein 2B-like. Lineage: Eukaryota; Metazoa; Arthropoda; Insecta; Hymenoptera; Apidae. The record is from RefSeq and is a predicted model, not a curated record. Gene Ontology annotation, cellular component: membrane. The coding region runs from base 915 to 2951 and encodes 678 amino acids. The transcript has 11 exons. Gene Ontology annotation, biological process: transmembrane transport. Gene Ontology annotation, molecular function: transmembrane transporter activity.